This is a messenger RNA of Guillardia theta CCMP2712, 1025 nucleotides long. RefSeq lists its product as hypothetical. The transcript is spliced from 5 exons. Bases 57 to 962 code for a protein of 301 amino acids. The record is from RefSeq and is a predicted model, not a curated record. Gene Ontology annotation, molecular function: protein binding. NCBI's taxonomy places the organism in Eukaryota, Cryptophyceae, Pyrenomonadales, Geminigeraceae.
GGAAGGACUUGUAGGGUGGGGCUCCCUCAAUUGAAUGCCAGCAACAUUCCUGUGCUAUGAGCGAAUCACCUGGAGACUUGGAAAACAUCAAACCCGGCAUGGUGGGUCCACACAGUCCAUCAAGCAAAAGCCUCUUGAGUCUCCUCGGUGACUCCGAGGACAAGGAAGAGCUGAAAGCAAACGCAGACAAGCUCUGCCUGCAUGCUUCACGCUUCAUGCAGGAGAAAAACUUGGACGCUGCCAGCAAUAUUUACACAAAAAUCUUAAAAGCCGACCAAGAUAACAUCAAAGCAUUGCAUGGCCUUGCGAUUCUGAAUCACAAACGGGGAAUGUUUGAUGUAGCUCGAUGCCUGUAUGUGCGCUCACUCGCGAUUCAACCGAAUAUGUACAGAACACUUUACAACCUCGCGAGGUUAGAACACGAGUGCAACGCCUAUGAGGCAGCAGCCAAGUAUUAUGGAAAGGCGCUGGAACUUGGAUGCGAUCGGGAGAUAAGGUGCAAUUCACUGGCGUAUCUGGGGCUGCUGCAUCAAAGUGUGUGGGAAGAUCUUGCCAGGGCGAAGGAGCUCUAUCAACAAUCUCUAGCCCUUGAUGCGCAGCAUGUCCGAACUUUGGAUCAUUUCUCUGCUCUACUCGUUCUGCAAGGUUGUCCAGAGGAAGCGAAAGAACAGCACAACCUCGUAAUGCAACUACAACCCAACCACGGGGAGUCAUGGUGUGCCUAUGCCAACAGCCUCUUCAGUGGAGAGCUGAUGUUCAGUACAUCUCCAUCGCUUCCGAAGGCUGAGAAAGGUUUCGGCAAGAGGACCUGGUUUCAGAAGCUGCGGCAGAGAUGGAAGAGGAGCAAUACGGAUGAGGAACCUGUCCAAUACCGACAAUCCGCUGAGUUCAACGGCUUCCCGAGCAAGCGCGAGGAAGACAGCGAACAUCUCGGAAUGGAUCGCAGCAUGCACGGACUUUAGCUUUGACAGAGCUAGUUAGCUUUGACAGAGAAAAAAUGUAAAAUAAUAAAACAAAGAAUCGAG